Molecule: messenger RNA, 1783 nt
Organism: Mytilus trossulus (common blue mussel)
Lineage: Eukaryota; Metazoa; Mollusca; Bivalvia; Mytilida; Mytilidae
Product: tripartite motif-containing protein 59-like
Exons: 1
Coding region: 1-1623 (540 amino acids)
Biological process (GO): protein monoubiquitination
Molecular function (GO): ubiquitin protein ligase activity; zinc ion binding
Source: RefSeq, a predicted model, not a curated record
AUGGCGACAUCGAUUGAUAGUCAUUUCGUUGAUAUAACUACGUGUGCAAUUUGUUUGGAGAAACUAAACGUUCCAAAGUAUUUACCAUGCUUGCAUACAUUUUGCGAAAGUUGCAUUCAGACGUAUAUUUCGUCGAAAUUUGAGAAAGGACAUAAGCAAAGUAUUGAAUGUCCGAUAUGCAGGACAAAUGUUAAUACACCGAAUGAAACCUAUUCUUCUGAGGAAUGGGCUAAAGGAUUACCGCUCAAUUUUCUCAUUGCUGGAUUGUUACAGCGGGAAAAGGUACAAAGUCCGCAAAAACAUUGCAUGAUAUGUGAGCGAAUGGAAAAGAUUUCAGAUGCCACUUUCGUAUGUUUUGAUUGCUCCGAUUUGUUGUGUGGUAACUGCUGUAAACAUCACAAGGCGAACAAAUAUACAGUGGACCAUGAAAUCAUUCCAAUUGAACAGCUAACAUCAGACAUUAAUUUAUUAAAAACCUAUAAAAACAAAUGUUCUGAACACAAAGGAAAAGACAUUGAGCUUUAUUGUGUCGAUCACGAUAUUCCCUGUUGUUCGAUGUGUGUAUCGAUCUCUCAUCGCAAGUGUGAGAAAGUUCUAUCUAUUGAGGACGCUGCUCGAGAGUACAACAGAUCAGAGAAGGUGAAGGAUUUGAGAACCCAGCUCGAACAAGUAGAAGAUGAUAUAAAAGAUAUAAUCCAAGACCGCCAGUCUGCUAUGGACAAGUUAGAAAGUCAGUACAAGGAUCAGAAAAUGAAACUUGAUGAUGUUUUCAGGGAUCUUGUUUCUAAAAUAAAUGAUCUCAAAGUUCGAAGAGAAGCAGAACUUCUGAAAAUAUACAAUGAGGCAAAGGAAAAUAUUGAUAUGAUUAAAUUGAUUUUUACAAAUAAAAAGAAAAAUAUAGAAAACGAGAAACAAAUUAUUGACGCAUGCGAGAGUAAAGCAUCCGAUGUUCAGGUCAUGAUAGAAGUCAAGAGAUUAAAGCAACAUCUAGAGGAACAUAAGAACAUGAUACAAAGUAAAGCUGACGAAAUAGUUGAUUAUGAACUUUCUUUACAACAUGAAAAUAUUUCUGAUUUGCUAGCUAGAGCAGAAAGUUCAUGCAAGAUUUCAAUGGACAAGAACAAACCUAUUUUAGAUAUUAGAAAGACAGGAUCUACCAAAUUGUCAGAGAUAUAUAGUUGUAAUCGAUUUGCGUCGAAUUCAUGUUAUUGGAGUGUUAGUGGACAAAACGAUGCUAUAUGUUUUCAAGUGUCUAAAGAAAUAGAACUGUGUGGAAUUUUAUCUUUUGUAUGUAGAGAUGGAUCAUCGACAUGUCAAGUGACCGCUUCAGUUAAUGAUAAUUCAACAGAGCUUGUUGUAGUGUCAAAUACCAUUGACAGUAAAUUAGCCGAGAACAAGCUUGUCCAGAUUGAUUUUCCGAAACCUGUGAAACUAUUAGCUAAUAAGAAGUACCACGCUAUUGUAGCGAUGACAGGUCCGUCAUGUUAUUCUGGCGGAAAUGGACAACUUGUAGUUGACAGUAAUGGUGUACGUUUUACGUUUGAAAAAUCUAAGUUUGAUAAUAAUUAUACAUCUACCAGUGAAGGCCAGAUUCCUGGAUUUUUGUUUAGAAAUCUAUCGUAAAUGUAAUCGUUACUCUUAAACAUUGUUACUCUUAAACAAGAUUUAACAUUUAUUUUCAAUGUGUGAUAUGACGCUGAAUGUAACUCUAGAAUAUAGCCUCACAUUAUUGAUAAUGAAACUCUUUCAAAACAAAUGAUUGUAGAAUAUGUGAUGUAACAUG